UUAAACGCCAUUUUGAUUGUCAAAAAAAUAACAUAAAUAACCACAGAAAUCUUAAAAACUCUUUUGUGCUUAGUGUUUGUGGUACAUAUAAAAUUGAUUUUAUAAUUAAUUUUAAUAUUAUUCACAAGAAUGACAACAGCAGCUCGACCUACAUUUGAUCCAGCACGAGGAGGUCAAGGACGUGGUGAAAAAGAUUUAAGUGCCAUAUCGCGACAAUAUUCAAGCAGAGAUUUACCAGGACACACCAAAUUAAAGUUUCGGGAACAUGGACAAGGUACAGUUGAAGAAACACGUAGCCGUGAUUUUCGUAAAGAGCUAGAAGAACGGGAACGUGAAAAGGAUAAGAAAAGUGGUAGCAGCAACGCAAGUAACCGACCAGAGCAUGCAAAACGUUUAAAAUUAGAUCAAGUACCAGCUGCAAGUUUAGAUGCAGAUGAUCCUUUAGACGAAGAUGAUUCUGACUCAGAUAGUGACGAUGAUGCAGCUGCAUUAAUGGAAGAAUUAGCAAAAAUUAAAAAAGAACGUGCAGCUGAACAAGCUAAAAAAGAAUUAGAACGUAAACAAGAAGAGGAACGUAUUCGUAUGGAAAAUAUUUUAAGUGGUAAUCCACUGUUAACACAUUAUUCAGCUGGUGAUCCAAAAACGAAUCUGAAAGUGAAACGACGUUGGGAUGAUGAUGUUGUUUUUAAAAAUUGUGCACGAGCUGAACCUGAAAAACGAACAAAUUCAUUUAUAAACGAUUCAUUACGAUCAGAUUUUCAUCGAAAAUUUAUGGAAAAAUAUGUGAAAUAGAUUUU
Molecule: messenger RNA, 797 nt
Organism: Chrysoperla carnea
Lineage: Eukaryota; Metazoa; Arthropoda; Insecta; Neuroptera; Chrysopidae
Gene: c12.1
Product: protein CWC15 homolog
Exons: 1
Coding region: 130-792 (220 amino acids)
Biological process (GO): mRNA cis splicing, via spliceosome
Cellular component (GO): catalytic step 2 spliceosome
Molecular function (GO): RNA binding
Source: RefSeq, a predicted model, not a curated record